Molecule: messenger RNA, 9054 nt
Organism: Erpetoichthys calabaricus (reedfish)
Lineage: Eukaryota; Metazoa; Chordata; Cladistia; Polypteriformes; Polypteridae
Product: Translocating chain-associated membrane protein 1-like 1-like
Exons: 11
Coding region: 268-1383 (371 amino acids)
Biological process (GO): SRP-dependent cotranslational protein targeting to membrane, translocation; protein insertion into ER membrane
Cellular component (GO): endoplasmic reticulum membrane
Source: RefSeq, a predicted model, not a curated record
AGAGGAAGAGGGGCGGGAUACUGUUCGGUGAAAGGCGGUGCUUGUUUUAGGGAAUGGGGUAGAAACUGAAAGGGUGGGCUUGACCGUUGACUGGUUUGAGAGCGUGUGCAUGUUUUUUUUUUCAUUUUUAUGGAGAUCGUCUUGUAUUUCUGUUAUGCUCACAGACGGAAAAUUUCUAAAAAUCUCGAGAGAGGAGAACAUUAAAUAGGAACCGGAAGAGUGGAUUGCUUGGUGCUGUGAGGGGAUAUAUUCUCAGCUGGUACAACCAUGGGCUUCCGUAAGAAGAAUAAGAGCCCGCCGGUGCUGAGCCACGAGUUCGUGAUCCAGAAUCAUGCUGAUAUGGUGUCUUGCGUGGCCAUGAUCAUCUUACUAGGACUCAUGUUUGAGGUAACAGCAAAGUAUGCCAUCAUGUUCAUUACUGUCCAAUAUAACGUUACGUAUACCUUUGAGGAAAAAUCAGAACCCAUAAACUUUUAUAGAUAUGGUCCAAAGGACAUGGCAACUAUUUUUUUCUAUGUUCUUAUUGCCAUCAUUCUUCAUGCAUUGAUUCAAGAAUAUAUUCUUGAUAAAAUUAACAGACGGCUUCAUUUGUCUAAAACAAAGCAUAGUAAGUUCAAUGAAUCGGGGCAGCUUGCUGCAUUUUACCUGUUCUCCUUUUUGUGGGGAGUGAGCAUCCUAACUGCAGAAGAAUUUGCAACCAAUCCUACUCUGCUGUGGGAAGGUUAUCCACAUGUCCAUAUGUUUUUUCAGGUGAAAUUCUUCUACAUAUGUCAGAUCGCCUAUUGGCUUCAUGCACUCCCAGAGCUUUACUUUCAAAAAGUUCGAAAGGAGGACAUUCCUCGUCAGCUAUACUACAUUUGCCUUUACAUUUUUCACAUUGUUGGUGCCUACAUUCUCAACCUUCACCGCCUUGGCCUGAUUUUGUUGGUGCCACAUUACUUGGUAGAACUGUUGUUCCACGCCUCAAGACUCUUCUAUUUCAGUGAUGAAAACAAGCAAAAAGGGUUCACUCUUUGGGCUCUUCUCUUUGUAUUGGCUCGUCUCCUAACCCUUACAUUAUCUGUGCUUACGUUUGGUUUUGGUCUUGCCCGAACAGAAAGUCAAGGUUUUUCUAUAGCAGAUGGAAAUUUUAAUAUUCUCACCAUCAGAAUUAGCUGUUUAGCUGCAAUUUGUCUAACUCAAGCAUGGAUGAUGUGGAAGUUCAUAAAUUUCCAGUUAAAGAAGUGGAGAGAACACAGUCAAAAUCAAGCCUCCAAAAAGAGAGUUACCAGUCCGAAAGGCAGAGCUUCAAAAAAAGAAACAAGCAAAGGUAAUGCUGUGAAUGGAGUGUUGAAAUACGAGGAUAGAACUUCACCACGUGCAAGGAAAACCAAAACAUCGUAAAGAUUCCACCUGCAUUAAAAAUAAGAAGGAAAAAUGUACUGUUCUCUUUCUGACUUGUCCCUAAGCUGCUCCUUUCACCCCAGUCUCUGAUAAAAUGAACUAUCUCUUAACUUUUGAAGUAUUAAACCGUCCUAGUUUUGUUUUCUGUGCUUUGGAAAUCAGAUAUUUUUUUACAAUCUUAUGAAAUGUAUAUAGUAUGUGCUUAUAUAUUUUUUCCUAAUAGUUUUAUUUGGAGAGUCUGCUACCUUUGAAGCAGACCGUUUUUGGUCUUGCAGCUCGAAUCCAUGUAUAGCUCAAUACACAACUACAGUGUAGGUAGGCUGUCUGGAAUCUCAUCCACCUUCCUUUCAAAGCUUAAAGGUGUUGACACUGUAGACAUUUAUCCUGUUGUCAUGUUUAUUUUGAGGGUUUUAUAUUACAGUUAACUUCAUUUUUAUUUUUGGGGAAGGUGAUAGCAAUACAUUGUGGUUUUACUGUAGUUGAAGAUCUUUUAAACUCUUUUAUUUGUUAGGACCUUUUUUCUCAAAUUUGUAAUUUCAGGGUCUCGAAGCAAUCUGGCCUUGUAAAGAAAAAUUCUCCACCAAAACAUUUCAGUGCAUAGUGCCUGCAAUGAUUAAUUACAAACUAGACAUUUGUUUUUAAUUUAUAAUGACAGUACUCAUAUUAAUUGAAAAAAGAGGCAGAGAUCUCUAAUGUGAGUGACCUAACUUUGCUUUCAUUACCAUUUUUUAUUUAAUUUGAUUUCCUAAUUCAGCUGUUGGUGCAAGCAUCUGGUGGCCUUUAAUUCAUUAUGGUCAUUUUACAGUGCUUGGCUCUAAUAGUGCCUGUCCAUGUUGUAGAGCAGUGCAGAACGUGACCUACAUUCAAGUGUCCUUAUAUACUUCAGAAAGUGCUGACUAUUUUUUGUGUACAGUAUAUGAACCAUUGCUUUUUUAUUCAGAGUUAGAUGUAGGAAUGUGUACAACAAUAAUUUAAAAAGAAAUUAAGAUGUACUGUCUGUCCUCUGAGAACUUUUGGAUGAAUUCUGUAUGGUUAUGCAUAAAUGUGCAUUGUUUUAGAUGCAUGGAUCUGUGUGGCUGCAUCUCUGAUUUUAAAUGUUUUGUCAGUGAAUUUGUCUUUUUGUUGUCUGAAGUCUUUGCAGAAGAGCUUGUCACCUUUUUGUCUGUUUUUUUAGCAAUAGAGUAAAAAUUUUACAAAAGCUGGAUUUCUACAAAACAAUCAGAAAUGUACUUCUAGAGUUCAAGUGACAUCUGAAAAAGUGUUUUACUAACAGUGGGAAACUUGAAUUUAAGUUACUCAUUUUUAUUUAAUUUUGCUAAAACAUUUUUUUUAUCUUUACAGAAGCUUUGUGCAAUCCAGAAGUUUCUAAUGUAAUUUGUCUUUAGUUUUGAUUUCAAAAAAACUCAUGAAAUUAUUCACUCAUUAUAAAUGCUGGUAAACACAUAUUGAGUUUCCCUUUAAUAAGAAAGUUAGCACUUCCUUCACUUUUCAUUAUCUUGAUUUAAAAUUAUAGCAAAUGUGCCUUUGCGUUAUAAUUUACAGAUUAAUUUUUUAACAAGGCUGAAAAACCUUCUUGAUUACUGUUAAGUAUAGCUAUUACAUGCAGGCUUUUGAAUUAAAUGUCUUUAAACACACACAAACAUUUUCUUAUUAAAGUUAUGAAAUUGAGAAAAAAAGCACAACAUACCUACACAUCAUCUUCAUUUUUUUGAUGAAGAAAAAAAUCAACUCUUUUCAAAAAGCAGCAACAAGUUUUAGGUUUGUCAAGUUAGCUCUUUAUGAGCUGGGCAAGACAGAAUGUUAAUUAUAAGUCUAAUAAGUAAUUUAGUAUAGUUCUAGAUCAAUAACACUUGCAAUUAAAUUUUAAAGCUGAACGACCCAAAGAAUAUCCUGUGAUCCAUAUUGCUUACAAAAUAUCCACAGUUUCUCUAUCGGAAUAUAUGUACCCAAGGCUUGAUUAAGAACCCCACUGGCCCCAUUGUGUCAAAGCUCAAAAGGUACCUCCACUAGGCAUACGUACUACUAUGAACAUCACAUAUGUCAGUAAUAAUCAAGUACAGAGACUGUAGUAGAAAAAAAAUCCAAAACAUUAUAAAAGGUCAACUUUGCCUUUCUUUUUGUUCAUUAACGUAUUACAAUGAAUGUAACAAACUGAGCAACAUCACAUCUGCAAGAAAUCAUCUUUCUCCUGAUAGUGUGGUUAAUGAACGUUAAUUUAAAGGAUAAGUUUAGUAUUUUUGAAGUCAAAGUUGUUUCUUCACAAACAUGGUAUAUAUGUAUUUGCCACACACGUUCUGAAGUUACAUUAUAAACUUGAAAAAUCUUGCUUGCAUUGGCACUUUAUAAUAGAGGCUAUAGGGUACCUCCUGAAAAUAAAAGACUAAAAACUAACCCAUAAAGCGUCAAAACGUUUCAUAUAAGAAAAUAUGCCUUCUGCGUUUCCGCCACAUAUUUGUGACAAACAUAAGGGACCAGGAAAAAAACAUUUUUAUUGCAUAUUCCAGGCACUGUUUUUCUCAUGGUAAGGAUAUGUUUUCUGUUCGCUUGUAGGAGUUCUCACCUAAUAUGGAAGUAAAUCAAGACAAAACAAACCACAUGGCACAAAACAUUUACUGUGAUUUGGUCUUUCAAGAGAAAACCACGUCCCUGGGAGGUUUAUGAAAAGUUGUUGCACAGGACAGCUAAAUGCUGAGCUAUCACACAUAGCUGGUCUUCUUUUAAAAUGCCUGAAAGUCAUAAUAUUUUUUUUUUGUUCAAAAAUGACAUGUAUAAACUAUUUUACAAUGUGUGUGUAAUCUCAGGGUGCAGAUGAACAUUCAGCAACUUGAAAAAUGGACAUAUUUGGUAAAUUUUUCAGUUUUUCAUCCAUGCCUCAUACUCUCCAUUGUAAAGUACCAGAGCAGGCAAAAUUUAAAAAAAAAAAAAAUCAUCUUAUUGUCACACUUUUCGCUCUCUCUCUCUCUCUCGUGCAUGUGAAGGCCCCUUUGCAAGAAGGGCCGCAGGGUGUGCACCCAGGUCAACCCGCAUGGCAGAUCCAGCCAUAACUGUACCUGUAAAAGAUUAUUUUUUCCUUGCAAAUGUCAUGUAGAAAUUUAAAUAAGUUAAUGCAAUUUUGAAAAGAAAAAAAUUGAAAAUUUAAUCUUUAAGAUAACUUACAGCACCAACUUUUGUACCCUUCCUUUGGCUUUAAAAUAAUUUACAUUAGUAAGACAGCCUCUCAUAUGUAACCAUACUUUCUAAACCUGCUGGAUUAGAGAUGUUCAACUGCGUACCCUGCUUUACCCCUUAAUGUACCUUUUUUCUAAAUACAUUUAAAGCUUUUGUUUUCCCCAUGAGCCAUUGUGGAUUCAAAAAACAUCUGUGAGAUAGCAAGAAUCAUGAUAUAUGUUGGUUCUGUCAUGUAGCAAUGCUUUGCAUUAUUUUAAUGUAAAACACAAGUCAUAUAACUAUUUAAAUCAGAAAAUGACUGAAAAAUGAUGCCAAAAAGAACUCUCAAAAUGGUAUAACUUGUAAAAGUAGUCAAUUUAUUAUUAAGCGUUUAAUAUUCAUUUAACUAUGGUAGUGCAUAGCCAAAAUAUGCCAAAAAGUUUGAAUUCAUUCAAUUUGAUGUGAUUUUCCGCUUGCCUUGUUAAUCUACAUCUUUUUAAAUAAUGGUGAUUGAUAUACGGCAUACAUCUAUUAUUCAUUUUUUCUUCUCUCUGUCAGUAUUGAUUCAAUGAAAAUCUUUAUGGACUUUCUGUUUCCUGGUCUGUUAAUUUGACAACAUCCUUUUGUGAGUAACAUAACAUUUGUAUUUUUUUUUUUAUCAACAAUUAAUGUUUGGCAGUUUACAAGUUUUAAAAUACAUUUAUACAUAUUGUAAUACCAAUUAUUUAAUAUCAUAUCUUGUUUUUUUUUAAAUGUUUAUAAAAACAUUUUAUAAGAAUUACAUUCAGCUGGCCUCCACAAGCAAAAAAUGUCUUUGCUUUGGGUGGGUGGUGAUAAGGCAAGUGAACACUUUGAACAUGCUACAUUUGUUGCACAUGCAUCAUCCAUGUAAACUCAACAGACAACUGGGCAUGGCAUCAUGGGUGACAGGACAACUGAAUGAACAAGCUUGUGUCCAGGUUGUUCAACUGUUAGGAUUUUCUAUUCAGAACCCCCAGUGCUGGCCUUGUAUUUUAAAGCUAUGUUAUUCUAGAAGAAUUACAAAAUAAUCUUUAGCUUUAUAUGGAAAAGAAAACCAGAAAACAUUUCCAAAAAAUCUUCUUGCAUUAAAGUUAUUCAUUUUUGUCAUAAAUGAUUUUUUUAAUGCAUUGUGACUUUAAUUGUAGGUGCACAAAAAGCACGAAGGCUUGUUUGUGGACUGCAUGUGCAGAAUUUCACUUUCAAUUAGUCUAAUCCAUUAUUAUUUUAUAUACUACUGUUAACACAGUGCACCAUCACAAGAUGCUUUACUGUGCAAGACCAGCUGAAUUCUUUCUCUGUGUGAAGUGUGCUUAGUCUUUUAGAGUCCCCUAUUUUAUGCAAUAUGCUGUACAUUUUUAAAUGACAAGUUGGAGCUCAAAUUCUUUUAAAAUGAAAUGAUUUAUUGCAGUCUAGAUAAUGUAAUGUUGAAUCAAACUGUUAAGUACAAAUUCAAAGCAAGUAAUGUGACUUAUUGAAACCGAGGAACUUUUUAAAAGAAAAAAAAAUAAUUAUUUAAUAUUUUCUUAUGUCAUUGCAUAAUGUGCAAUGUGUUUAAUUUAACAUCAUGAGAAUUUGCCAGAUAGGAAACAGCAAUAUGUUUUAUAUAUCCUGUGCUGUAUGUACCUGGUAUCGGAGUAAUUCCAUACUUGGCAGUAACACUUGGGAAGUGCCAAACUAGUGACAAUCAAUUGCUCAUGUAUGAUGACAUGUCUUUGGUUAUCACAACAUUAUUAAAAAAAAAAAGAAAAAAUAAAUAACAUAAUGUUGCAGGUGUGGGUGAUCACAUUCAUAUGUGGUGGGACUAUUAAGCAACUGCAAUUCAGUGAUUUUUGUGUGUUUUAUACAAAGCCUUUCUUUGUAAUAACAGAAUUGUGAGGCAGUCUGGCACUCCCCACUACAAUUGCAAGGUUUAAUAAUGUUACAUUGUAAUGAUACUGUAUGUGCCAAUUGUGAAAAUGUCUACCAGCAAAAUUCUGAUGCAUGUUUGUUGUUGUUUUUUAUUUAUUUUUUUGAUAAUUUGUCCUUGCCAUUUCAACUUAUUUUCAAAACAUUUUGAACCUCAUAAAUAAGGACAUUUUCAUUCUUAGAAUUACAGAGGUGUGGUGCAGAUUUAUAGAAACUAUAGACUUUUGCUUUUUUGAAGUGAGUGUGGUUCUUCAUUACCAGUGUAACAUUUACAUGUCUGCUGGCACCUGAACCUCAUGUAAAUUGUCAGCUUAAGUGUUCUUAUGAUACGAUGGCCACAUAUAAUGUCAAUGUAGUAGUGGACUAAAUACAGUAAAGGUAGCAGUACAGUUUUCUACUUACAAAGAACUCUCAGUAGCUUACAGAUAUAUUUUUCCAAAUAAAUAAUACAAUGCUUUAUUUGCUGCAUAAUUAUUAAAAUUCUCUAUAUAAAUGUUGAUAUUAUCAUGCCAUACAGUUAAUGUGUAAAAUUAAAAAGCACAUUAAAAUUAAGAGAACAGUGUAGUGAAUGAAAGAGUAUAAUCAGUGUAAACAAUUUAUUUUACUUGUGGAAGAGCUGAAAUCAAAAUUAUGUUCAGCAAAUGCACUCAUUUAAACAGUACCUGGAUGAAGUAAUUGGGAAAUAAUCUGAUGUGGCUACUGCAAUGAUGAACCUCAAAGCAGUAAUUUUUGAUUUUUUGACGUGUUAAUCAUUAUUGAAAGCGGAAAGUAUUUAUUGUUUGUUAGCAAACCAACCUCAGACAUUUGUUUAGAGUGGCAUCGUAUGAUGCUGCUUUCCAUUGAGUUCUUGGAGUAUGUCACUAUCUAAAACUCUGAUUUUCAUUUAAACUGUAUUUGUUUUGGGUAUUGGGAACAUGGAAAAGGGUUGAAGAUUGUAAGUUUGUUUCCUCAUACAAGAUAUAGACAUUGGCUUCUUUUUAUUUGUGUGGUUGUGCUUUUCUAAGAUGUUAUGCUAAACAUUUGAAAUGUCUUUUUUGGAAGCUAUCACUUUAAACCAGUGGUUCCCAACCUUUUCUAUGCCCUGCACCCUCAGAAAAUGUUUGAUUUAUGUUCGCACCCCUUGCAAAAGUAAUGUCUUAUCUCAAGAUGAAGAAGUCAAAUUUCUCAUUUUUGAUUUAAAAUUUUAAAUCUAACUUGAGCAGUUUACCUUUAUAAAUCCAAGUUUCACUUCUUCUGUCCAAAGAAAUCUUACUAUGGCACGUUGUUCAACAAUGGUGCAAUCCAACAGCAGGGUGCCCAUGUUCAUUUUUGUGUUUGGCUUUAACUACAAUAAUGGCAAUGUGCUGCCCUGUGUGUGUUCAAAGUACCCAUAAGCCAUCAGGAAUGCGUUGUAUUGUGUCAGCUUCUAUCUGUUUGGUUACAGGGUAAUUUUCAAAUUGCUUUAAGUUUUUGAUUUGCCAUGGUAUCUCUAAGUAAUAAAUAUAUAAUAAAUAAAUAUUUCAUGCAUUAGAUAACCAAUAAAAAGUCUGCUACAUGUUUUAUGCAUAUUAAAUACACAGUAUGAAGAGCCACACUGUAAAUACUGUAUUAUCUAUGUUCUUAAUUAGGCUAUAUUGCAAGAUGAUGGUAUUCUACAUGGUUUGUAAUAUGGUGAUUUACCUUUAGAUUUCAGUAACCUUAAAAGAUUUUUAAAUACUAAGGGGCUUUGCCCCCUGCUCGCUUCACUCGCCCACCCCCUACCUGAGGUGUGCUUUGCGUCCCCACUUUGUGUAUCUGCCGCUCGCGUUGCUGCUGCCGUGCUGCGUGAUCUGCAUGUCGCGCAGCGCUUCGAACAUUUAAAAACCUGUACAGCAGCUUUCCUUUUGUCUCACUGCCUUGUCUCGUAGGACGUUACAGUGUCUCCGAGAAAAACACGUCUCCUCUCCUUCCAAUCCUUCUAAAAAAGUUUUUAUAAUAGAGAGAACUAAAUAAAGUGAAAUUUACAAGCCUCCAGUAGAAAUCCAAGUUUAUAUUGUCUUGUGAAAAAGUGAAGAAUGAAAGCCCCAAUUCACACCAUGUAGCAGGUAAUUUAGUAUGUGAUACAAGAAUACGACCAUCCGUUGGAAGUAAGCCGAACUGGAUUGACUCAGGCUUGCUUCAGGAUGUAGAUUCCCUCCUGUGUAGUGCAGUCUGUAGGUACUUCAGAAGGUUUAAUAAAGGGGCUUUAAUAAUGAAAACAGGCAAUCCGCCCUCAGAGGAGUAAAAGUCCUAUUGACAUUCCAUUUUUUUAUAUGCUUGAUGCCUGUAUAAGAUUUCUCAUUUACUUGGAACUUUGUUACUCUCAGUUCAGGGCACUUUGACUUAAAACAGAGGAUUCAAACUAUUUUCUACAGGCAAUUGUUAUCUAAAAACAGCAAUCCCCAAAGCAGCUACAGUGUAUAUCCUAGUUAAUCUUAUUACUAAAAACUGAAGUGCGCAUUAUUUUCACCAGGAAGUGAUGGUGCAUCAUUUGGUGCCUACAAAACGUUGUCUGAACAAUCCAGUGACAUAAUAUGAAGCUACACAUCUUGACGCUGUCGGUCUGUAUGUUGUUGGUACUGAGAUGUGACCUGAAUUAAA